Molecule: messenger RNA, 2960 nt
Organism: Talpa occidentalis (Iberian mole)
Lineage: Eukaryota; Metazoa; Chordata; Mammalia; Eulipotyphla; Talpidae
Gene: FAM180A
Product: family with sequence similarity 180 member A
Exons: 3
Coding region: 214-771 (185 amino acids)
Source: RefSeq, a predicted model, not a curated record
GAGUCGGGUUAGCAGAGGUCCCCACGCCAGGACCCCCAGAAGGCAGCGUCUGCCUCCAGCCUCCCGAGGGGACGCGGGAGCUGGUGUCCUGCCCUGCUGACAGGGAGGGGUGCUAAGAACUCACGUAUUGCCCCCCAACGACCCUGCGAACUUACCUGUAGUUCCCGGGUCCCCCUGGGCUUGGGGGUGCCCUUUCAUCUUUUGGAGGAAAAGAUGUGUUGGAAGACAUUGCUGCUUCUGCUGCUGUGUUACGAUGCUCAGGCCACGGUGCCCCAGCGGUGGAACAGGGCCCCGCUCUUCCCUGUGGCACACCGGCCGAAGAGAUCCUCAUCGAUGACCUUGAACCCCAUCCUGCAGACCUCCUUGGAGGAAGUAGAGCUGCUCUUUGAGUUCCUGCUGGCUGAACUUAAAGUCGGCCCGGACCUGCAGAUCUCCAUCCAGGACGAGGAGCUUGCCUCCCUGCGCAAGGCCUCGGCCUUCCACGCCGUCUGCAACAACGUGAUCCCCAAGCGCAUCCCUGACAUCCGCCGGCUGAGCGCCAGCCUCGCCCAGCGCCCGGGCAUCCUCAGGAAAGAGGACUUUGAGAGGACGGCGCUGACACUGGCCUACGUGGCCUACCGCACAGCCCUGUCCCAGGGCCACCAGAAGGACGUCUGGGCUCAGUCCCUCCUGAGCCUCUUCCAGGCCCUGAGGCAGGACCUGGCGCGGUCCUCAGGCCCCAGAGACAGGCAGGCGCCUGGACGGCAGAUCAGGGACCCGCACAUGCUGUAAUCCCGAAAUUCUGCAUUCCAACUCCCCUUGCCUGGACCCCUUGCCUGCACCAGCAGCGAACCACAAGCUACCAACUCAGAGGAGCAGGGAUCAAACAGGUGGUCCCCAUGCUCUUUGCACCUGUGCUUCCUGGUGAGCGCAUCUGAUUCAUGCCAUUCGGGACCUGGGCUGGAAGAAGGGGCUGGAGUGGUCAUUCAAGAUGCUUCCAGAGGCAGAAAGGCUCCCCUGGCGACACACAGGAGGCUAAGAUAGCCUCCAACACUGGGUAUGGCCACAAACACCCAGAGGAGGGACAGAGCUAGAGGAAACUUCACAGAGGUGUGGGCAUGGAGGGUUGUGGGGGGCAGAUCUUUGGUCCUAAGGGGCCAGGGUGUUGGGCUGAAAGAACUUUUGUCCCAAGGUUUUGUGGUUAAGACAUAAAGAAAUAGGGCUAUAGACCAGGAAUACCCUGUUAGCCGCGGGCACGCUUCUCAGCCAUUGCAAAAGCCACCAAGAAGGAUCAGCUAGAAUGUCAGUGACUUAGGACCUAGAUGUUAUAGUUCCUCUUUCCUGAAGGCUGAUCUAACGUGGAGGAGACAACUCAGGGGUCACAGAAAUGCUCCCAACAGUCAUGCUUUGUGCGUUGAGCAGAGAAAGCAAGGGUCACCCUCAUGAAGCAGGUGCCACCCACCCCCAUGCCUGCCGUCCUAAUGCUAAGUCCUCCAGCGCCAGCCGAGAAGGAAGUGCAGCAAAUAAACAUGAUUCCAGAAGACAACACUCUGCCCUUUCGGAUGCCAACACUUUGACCUUAGCAAUACUGCCUUGACCUCUUUUUGAGCAAUGCAGAUGCAAUGCUAAAGCUUUGAUUUGAAUCUUAAGAUCAUUUGCAACAUUUUAAGGAAGGAAUUAGCUAAGAUGAGAUCGCUAGGCUGCUCCUGUUCUGAAUGUCCAGAUUUAACUGUGAGAUGUUGCAGGGUGGACUCCGGCCCCACGUGGUCUGCUGGGCCCAAAGGUCCCCAGUUUUGCUGAUUCUGUGUCCACUGUGAGUUUCUGCUGCCUUCCUCACACCAGGCUUCUAGAAUGCGUUUUUGUUUCCCAUAUAACUCGCGCUUGGUGGAUUAACUUGAUCGUAGCUAUGAUCACCUAAAAAGCAAGAUAACUAGGCCUGUUCCAAUUCUGUGCUAAGUCAGAGUUCAUAGAUACAGGCUUUGCCAGGAGGAAAGCACCUGGGGUGUCAUAGGGUCCUCACCAGCUCAGUUUUCUGGCUUCUCCUAGGAUUACAGCUGGUCCUGGAGGCUACAAAUUCAAGAAGUCUGACCUCUGAAUGGGGCGGGAUUCACUGAGCUCAAAUGGAUUCUGAAAUGGGUAUUUAAAAGCUGCCAUCCCAUGAUGACGAAAGCCGGCCUGACUUACUUUAAUCUUUGAACAAGGGAGCUCUGCCUCACGGCACAGCCUGCAUGAUCUUUUUGGAAAAUACUAGGGUACAGGAAGAAGUUAGUCUUCAUCGGAGAAAAAACACCUUUGCAUUCUGAUGUUCUCAGGCUCAGAAGAUGAAGCGCGGUGUCUCUCAUUCGCUUUCCCUUGUAGACUGCCUUUCACCCCCUUCAAACACAGCCACCGAUCGAUGCUUUUUGUUCAAUCCUUCUCUUCCUAAUGUGGAUGUUCUCCUGACACGCUCACUGAACUCGUCUCGUUCUUUCCUUUUUCUCUCAGUUGCUGUCUCUGCUCCCCUGCCAACCCACUUCCGAUGAUCUCUGUCCGUUUCUUGAGUCCCGUUCGGCUGCCUGUGGCUCAGUCGGCCUCAGUCUGCCUGCGCUGAUUUUCCAGCUCCCGGUCUCCUCUGGGUGUCACUGGCUGACUAACACAAAGGUCAAUGUACAGGGAGGGUCGGAAACCAGAUUCGCCGCGUGGUCUCCCUUUGCUGCUGGUACAGCAAGGAGUGAGGGGGCCCGCAGGGACUCGGUCCCUAGACACUGUAAAUCCCGGACAUUCAGAAUCGCAUCCCAGCCUGGAACUACUCCCGUUGAGUGGAUCUGAGAAUGUUCUUUCAGUCACGGUGCCGAAAGACCCACCGUUGACAGCCCCCCACCCCCCCGGCCCUGCCUACCACAUCAUAGUGUAGACAGUGGUCCCAGUGAUGGGGAGGCUGGUUCCCAGGGCCAGUGGCAGCAACGGUAGCUCAUUCCCAAAGCAACAAAGAUCUAAAGGCA